Messenger RNA from Penicillium daleae, 915 nucleotides. Its product is annotated as oxygenase MpaB family protein. Gene Ontology annotation, molecular function: oxidoreductase activity. The transcript has a single exon. The record is from RefSeq and is a predicted model, not a curated record. NCBI's taxonomy places the organism in Eukaryota, Fungi, Ascomycota, Eurotiomycetes, Eurotiales, Aspergillaceae. The coding region runs from base 1 to 915 and encodes 304 amino acids.
AUGUCUUCCUCCCCUCCAUCCCCCAUCGACGAAAAACAAUUCGAGGCCAACGGCACCACCACCGCCCACUACAACUCCAAUGGCGCCGCCGCCUCCUCCUCCGACGCGGGUCGCCUCCAUGCCCUCGAACAACUCGAGAUCCUCCCCCAAAUCCUGAACGAGGGCAUCCUCUUCGCCGGCUCCGGCGCCGCUCUCCUCCUCCAAGCCGCCCUGCCCGCCAUCCGCGACACCGAACACCCAACCGGCGGCCACAAGGCCCUAGCCACCGAGCUCAUCGACGCCCUCCAAGCCCACAUCAGCUACAUCUCCACCCUGGUCUUCGGCACCCGCGCCGAGCGCAAGGCCCUCCUCGACAUGCUCUACCGCGGCGAGGCCCCCGGCCUGGGCGGCGGUCGCAACAACCGCUUCGCCCAUCACCCAGAGCUCCAACUGUGGAUGGCGGCAACGCUGUACGCGACUGCCACCGACUUUUACCAGCGCGUCUACGGCCGCGUCGACUACCAGACCGCCCAGCGCGGCUACUCCGAGUUCACCCUGUUGAUCAGCUACCUGGGCGUGCCGGCGGGGACGUGGCCCGAAUCGCGCCAGGCGUUCUGGACCUACUGGGAUGACCAGAUUGCCCAGUUGGCCGUGUCGACCGAUGCGGCGCAGUUUGCCAAGGAUCUGCGCGAGAGCACCGAGAUGCCCGGCUGGGUGCAGAAGUUGAAGCCGUUCCUGCGCGCGGUGACUAUCGAGAUGCUGCCGCCGACCCUGCGGGAUGCGUACGGCUUGCGGUCCACGGGGAGUACGCGCUUCUUGUAUCGCACUUGGAUGGGCUUUUCGACUGCCGUGUAUCCGGCGAUGCCGAAUAAGGUGCGGUCGUAUCCGUUGAAGUAUUAUCAGGAGCGGCUGCGGGGUAAAUUGAAUGUGAUUUAA